GGGGAUUUCGCACAUUUAGCAAGCGGUACUUCGCGGGCCAGACAUCUCCAAUCUUUCUAACUUGUGAUCAUAAUUCUGUGAGUUUUAAAGAAUGUUGUUUCGCGCCUUGGUUGACAGAGGAGUCAGCAAACGAAAAUGCAAUGGUUUCUACCCGGAAUAUCCACUUUCACCAUUGCUGGAAGGCUAUCAGUGCGCCCGACAAGAUGAGCACAUUUCCUAUGGAAAUUUGGGCAAUGUGGUGCCGCCUUUUGGGUGCAGCUUUUCAUCAGCGCGAGAUCUACAGAAUGUAUUGGCAGUGGCCAACGAGGAUGGAAUCGUUAGGCUGUACAAUACAGAAAACCGACAAGAUCCAAUCUUGAAAGAGUGGAUGGCACAUGACAAUGCAAUCUUUGAUGUUGCGUGGGUACCAGGAGAGGCCAGUCUGGUUACUGCAUCAGGGGACCAGUCUGCUCGCCUGUGGGAUGUGAAGAGUGGAGACCUGCUAGGAAGCUUCAAGGGACACCAGUGCAGCCUAAAAUCUGUUGCCUUUUCUAAACAGGAGAAAGCGGUGUUCUGCACUGGAGGUCGAGAUGGCAAUAUUAUGCUUUGGGACACAAGGUGCAGUAAGAAAGAUGGUUUCUACAGACAAGUGAAACAAAUCAGCGGCGCUCACAACAGAAACAAAGCGGACCUGUCCAAGACGCCCAAAUCCAAGAAGAGAGUGCAAUGCCAGCGAGUGGCUGAUAACCAACAGAGCGUGACUGUAGUGCUGUUUCGUGAUGAGCACACUCUGAUAUCAUCAGGUGCUGUAGACAGAACAAUCAAGAUGUGGGACUUAAGGAAGAGCUACACGGCAUAUCACCACGAGCCUGUCCCUCUACAGGUGUAUGUGUACCCCGGCUCCAGCACUCGCAAGCUUGGCUUCUCAGGGCUUGCGUUGGACUCCACAUGUUCCAACCUAUUUGCCAACUGCACUGAUGACAAUAUUUACAUGUUCAACGUUAGUGGCCUGAAAACAACACCAGUGGCGAUUUUCAGUGGCCACCGCAAUUCCUCAUUCUACGUGAAAUCCAGUGUCAGCCCUGACAACCAGUUCCUGGCCAGCGGUUCCAGUGACCACAACGCUUACAUCUGGAAGAUAUCUGAGCCAAACCAGGCUCCCAUGAUGCUUCAGGGCCACAGUCAAGAAGUCACCUCGGUGGCGUGGUGUCCCACAGACUUCACAAAGAUUGUUUCCUGUUCCGAUGACAACACUAUCCGUAUCUGGAGGAUAAACCGCGGUGAAGAUGGAGCGCGCUCCACCGUUGGCGAGGCGAACCUCGUGGGGUGGGCGUGUCCCAAAGUGAAAUCAACAAGUCCUGUUCAUCCUGGUACUUUGAAUAAGUGUGAACUCACCCCAGCCAAGAGUCCUCGCACAGACAGCCUUGGGCCCCUGGCCUCCCCCCAGCCAGCUGCCUGUGCCCCGAGUGGAGCUGACCUCCCUCUCCCGUCCAGCACCCCUGGCCCGCUGGGACACAAAGCCUUCACCCCUCCCCGAAACCCCCCCUCCUCCAGCGCCUCCAUUCGCCAGUGGCUCUCCCGCACCCCUGGGUCCCCUGGCGGAUCCCCUGCCGAUCAGCUCACCCCGCCGCUCAGGAAGGUGCUCAGCCCAUGCCCCCAGAGCCCACAGCCUCGCCUGGGCGCGCCGUCGCCACCCGAACGCCGUGCCAAGCGUCGCCUGGAGACGACCGCAGACGGGGAUGCCUGCUGCCGUGACGAGGGGUUGUGCGGCUGUGUGUCGGAACUCAACCCGACGGCAAAGAGAGGCCGGAUCCAGGGCUUCGGGGAGAGCGGCCCUGGUGUGGCCCAAAGAGGUGAGGCCCGAGACGGGGUGGAGAGGGCAGAUGAGCCCUCCGCUGUGGACCUGGAGGGGAAGCAAGGGUCCGGUUCACACUCGGAGGCGGAUAAGGAGAACAGCUCCUCGCUUGCAGCUGGUUGGCUGACCGUUAUGGGACGGGCACAGCAGAAAGGACACGGCACACUCUCGCCCUCUUCCAGAAGUCCCGGCUUGGGAAAGAGACAGGAGAAACGGACACCGGCCUCUCCGACCCUGCGCUCUCCUCAAUCCAUGAGAAAGAUCUCCUCCUACUUCCACAAGAGGACUCCAGAAUGAUCUUACACAGACUCUUCCAGGGAGAGGACACUUUUCUAUGGGACUCUUGGAUAAUGCACACAAGUUAUGUUUAUCAUUUUAUUCAAGGAACACACUAUGUACCUCACAUACAAGGUGUUCCUGUUUUUUUUUUUUUUUUUUAAUUCCGUGUCCUGAUGUAUGUAUUGUAUAUUUUAAGUGGGCAGGGGUGAUUUGAAUCCAAAAGAUAAAUUCUCUAAGUUGUAUGUCUUGCAUUUUUUUUUUUGCAUGGCUUUGUAUCUAAUAUGGUGUGUUGUGUGAAGUUGGUGUGGUUUGAAUGUGCACAUGUAAAAAAAAUGAAAGCCUCUUCGCCUGUAUACAUUUUUAUAUGUAAUUUGAUCAUUUGAUAGUGAAUAUUGUUGCAGUGUUGUACAAGGUCAUUUGUGUAUAUGUACAUAUCUCACUGUGUAUAUUGACCAAAGCUGUCUUGGAAAAACUCUUAACGUUAUAAAUAAAUGCAAGCACUUUGGUUUGCACACUACCUUU
This is a messenger RNA of Alosa alosa (allis shad), 2635 nucleotides long. RefSeq names its product denticleless E3 ubiquitin protein ligase homolog (Drosophila) (gene dtl). The record is from RefSeq and is a predicted model, not a curated record. Gene Ontology annotation, cellular component: nucleus. Gene Ontology annotation, molecular function: protein binding; protein-macromolecule adaptor activity. Lineage: Eukaryota; Metazoa; Chordata; Actinopteri; Clupeiformes; Clupeidae. The coding region runs from base 92 to 2131 and encodes 679 amino acids. Gene Ontology annotation, biological process: mitotic G2 DNA damage checkpoint signaling; proteasome-mediated ubiquitin-dependent protein catabolic process. The transcript is spliced from 15 exons.